Paramacrobiotus metropolitanus is the source of this 782-nucleotide messenger RNA. RefSeq lists its product as uncharacterized. Bases 84 to 551 code for a protein of 155 amino acids. The record is from RefSeq and is a predicted model, not a curated record. Lineage: Eukaryota; Metazoa; Tardigrada; Eutardigrada; Parachela; Macrobiotidae. The transcript has 3 exons.
UACUGGUGCAUACCACAGUAGUCGCGAUCUACCACACACAGUCCCUUGGUUGGGUAACCUACAUUAAAUUCUAUCGUCUCACCAUGCCACAUCUGGGAUUCAUUGCUAUAAUUUUCGCAGUUUCUGCGGUGGUAGCGGCGGACGACGAGGCGACGGUGUGCCGCUUCUUCAGCAAUGGCGACAAAGCGUGCCAGAGGAACUGCAACAAAUUAGCCAGUGGCGAUGCAGAUGGCUUGGUCAAGAAGCGCAGCUCGCAUGAUGAGAUUCCGCAGGACCAGAUUGACGAUGCCAGUGUGGAUCCGCUGGUGUUGUUCAAGUGCACUGACGAUGCACAUAUGACCAAAUGGGAUGUUUUGUCGGACGACAUAUCCACCGCUGACUUUACGGAUGCUCUGAAAAACGCUAACAAAGAUAAGCGGUCAUUUGUCGGCAGCUGUGCCUUCCACAAGGAUAAAUCCAAAGGCUGGGACUGCCUCGGUGUGCAGCUGGACAAUGGCCGAACCAAAAUCGGCCGCCAGAGUCACCAUGAAUACUUCUUUAUUAACAAGUAAAUUCGGCAAAUAAACUGCCAAGAUUUCUGACGAGUGACGAUGCAUUUUUUCAACGAACUUGGAAUGGGCUUCUGUUAUACUGUACUAUACAUAAGUAUGCCAGGUGGUUAGUUGAGUAAUCCAAUUUCUGUCAUCGCAGAUUUUUUUACCAGCGUUCGUACACCGAAAAUUUGCUGGCGUGCCGCUGUUACCGCCAUUUUUUGUAUGCUCUGAAUUAAAGCUCUUCAACUG